Messenger RNA from Danio aesculapii, 4245 nucleotides. RefSeq names its product high mobility group 20B (gene hmg20b). Bases 107 to 1012 code for a protein of 301 amino acids. The record is from RefSeq and is a predicted model, not a curated record. The transcript has 9 exons. Gene Ontology annotation, cellular component: nucleus. Lineage: Eukaryota; Metazoa; Chordata; Actinopteri; Cypriniformes; Danionidae. Gene Ontology annotation, biological process: regulation of gene expression.
CCAAUCAAACCCACCAAGGAUCUGUCAAUCAAACCAACGUUUGUCCGCAAGCUAGCCUUUGAGUUAAGAAAACAGGCACAAAUACAGAAUUCCCUGAAUCCAUGUUAUGGGUGGUGUAAAGCAAGAGCAGACUGAUGCUCCUGCAUCUAAAGACACUCAACUGACUGAUUCGCCGCAGGAAGAGAACCAAUCGACUUCACAGCCGGUAAAGAAGCGAGGUUGGCCAAAAGGAAAGAAGAGAAAGAAGGUAUUGCCAAACGGCCCCAAGGCUCCGGUUACCGGUUAUGUCCGUUUCUUGAAUGAGAGACGGGAGCACAUCCGGGCCCUUCAUCCAGAUCUUCCCUUUCCAGAAAUCACCAAGAGACUCGGGGCAGAAUGGAGCCGCCUGGCACCUCAUGAUAAACAGCGUUACCUUGAUGAAGCCGAAAGGGACAAAAUGCAGUAUGCACGAGAGCUCAGGGAGUAUCAGAAAAGUGAAGCUUAUCAAAUCACGUGUGCAAAAGUUCAAGACAAGAGAAUUAAGAGAGAGGAGUUGACUUCUGUCAUUAUUAACGCCAACAGUUCAGGAUCUACAGGUUUUAAGAACUCAGACUUUACCGCCAGAUUUGAUGUCCCUAUUUUCACAGAAGAAUUUUUGGACCAAAACAAAGCGAGAGAAGCAGAGCUGCGGCGUUUGCGCAAGGCUAAUGUGGAGUUCGAAGAGCAGAAUGCGGUUCUCCAGAAGCACAUUGCCGACAUGUUCAGUGCUAAAGAGCGACUGGAAGCUGAGCUAGGCCAAGAUGAGCUUCGUACACAGGCCCUACAGCGUCACCUACAGGCAAUCAAACAGACGCUAGUCAGCAGCUUGGCUACUGUGCCUUUACCAGGCACUGGUGAAACACCGUCAAUUGGAACGCUGGACUCAUACCUGAGUCGCCUGAGCAGUGCUUUAGAGAGCAGGCCUCAUGAGCAUCGUGCCUUAGUCCUUAAGCUACAAGAGCUCUUAGCUCACCUGGACAGUGAGAAGCUUUGAUUGGUGGGAUCUAAAGGAUCCGGCUGACCAAAAGCAUUCAGAAGGCUCGGGACCCCAGUGCUCUGCCUCAAAUGCCUAUAACAAGAGCCAAACGGUUGAAUUGGUUAUUUUCAGAUGGCUUGCUCUACAAUAAGCUCAUUUCACUGGUAACACUGGUGCUGAAGGAUUCUAAACUUAUUGACAUUAACUUUUAUAAUGCUGUUUUGACAGUUACAGCCACUCAUGGGAAGACUUAAGUCCAUUUAUAUCCACUGAAAGCAUGGUUUAAGGAUAAUGAUGUUUGCUAAGAUGAUUUAAUGAAAUGUGCAUUUACUAUUCUUACUAUGUCAUAAUAUUUUCUGAAUUUAAAUUUAUUGUUAUUUUUGGUCACAUUCCCAUUUGAACAGUUGGCAUUACAAAGGGUGAUGAAUUCUAGCAUUAAAAUAUUGCAGGUGUCAGAGUUUACACUGCUUUGCUGAUGUUUUUGAAUUGAUUUUUUUUAUUAUUAUUAUUAUUAUUAUUAUUGUAUGAAUUAUUUUAAUACAGAAAGAGAACAUGGGGUGUAAAAAAAGAUAAUAAAAUCCAGCAUGAAUUAGUCUAUUUUAAAUGAUUUCAUUAUUCAGAUAUCUAGCUCACUGUAUCCAGUAGAGGGUGACACUGACCACACCAUGAAACCCAAUAAUCUGAAAAAAAAACCUCCUGUGUCUUUUGAAAUUACAUUGUUAGAAUAUCAUAAAACUAAAUUUAGCUGUUUUAUAUUCUCUUUCUGAAUGCAGUGACUUAUAAGAUAUAUAUAAUGAUUUAUAAAUGACAUUAACCAGCAACAUGUGUAGUAAUUACCAUUAUUAUCAAAGAGAAAUUCCAUAUUUUAGUAAAUGCAGCUAAAAAUAUGUAAAUUAAGAAUAAAUGAUAAAUAAAUCGUUAGUCUUUACUCCAGUUAGACGGCAUAGACUAAUUUUCACUGAUGUUAAAUGUAGUGACGAUAAAUUAAGGCCAUUUCACAGCUUAAAAUUAUACACUAUUAUACAACCCCAACAAUCAACUUUAUCAAACGAAAUGUGUAGUUAACUCAAUUUACUGAAUUCUACUCAAGUUCACAGUACUCCUAUAGAUUAGUUUUUUUCAACUCAAAUGGACUGUUUUAACUUAUCGAGUUUUACAGUACCCAAUUUGUUGGGUUUUACUGUACUCAGAUUGCUUCAUUUACUCAAAUGGAUUAAGUUCACAGUACUCAUUAGGAUUAGUUUUUGAACUUAAAUGGUUUGUUGCAAUCUGUUUCCUCAAAUGUUUUGAGUUACCUUAACUUUUUGGGUUUUACAGUGCAGCUAUAACAACAAUGUUGACAUCCAGUUUGGUUAAGCUGCUGCAGAUACGGUUGUGGUGUGGUGUUUUUUUAUAUUUUGAAUUAUUUUUGUAGCUGUAUUUUCAUGAUUAUUCUUUACACUGGCUUACACUUUAUUUUAAUAAUCAACAGUUUAUUUUGUUAACAGUACACUCUACUGAAUUCCAUUAACUAUUGUCAUAUACAAUAGAUACUUGUACAGUCAAACCAAACAUUAUUCCGACACCUUCAACAUUUCUCGCAUUAUUACAGUUUGCUAUAAUGUAUAAAAAUGAUCAAAUAUAUUAUAUAAACUAGGUCAGAUACAUUUGAUAGAAAGGCACAGUAUGAAUUACUAUGAACCAACAAUAAUUCAGACAGCAUUUACUAUAAUAUUUACCCAAUUAGCAAUACUUUGUUGUCAACCUUUAGCCUCAAUGACAGCCUGUAGUCUCUGCUGUCCACAAUAUUCAUCAAACCUGAAACUUUUUCACGUUUUGUUGGUUUGUAGUUCAACCUUAUGAAUAUUUUGGGGGUCUAAUAUGUCACUGUUUACUUUAUUUGCUAUACUCACUUACAUAAAUCACCUGCACUGUCCUGCACCCACUAUCUAAAAAAUCUAAUUGUAUGUGGUGUGUGUGAAUAAUUUAAGGUUUGACUGUACAUAAAUCCUGUUACACUGGGCCAUAAUAAUUCAGUGACGGAGAAUGCAUAAUGGGCAACAUCGUGAGUGCCUUUCACAACCACACAUUAAUCCUUGACGUCCAUUGACUUUCUGUCAGAGUUGGGCAGCAGUCAUUCACUGUUAGCAGAUACCAUUGAAAUGAAUGAGAAGUGGCGUAUGCUGGAUUUUACCGUCACAAAAUUAUCUCAGACAUAAGUAAUAAAACAGUGAUUUUCCCGACGUCAAAUAGAUCAAUUUAAAUGUAAUGUUUAAGGGCAAAAACAACAAAUAUUCAUUACAUACCAGCCCAACUUGUUCAUUUUACCUGCAUUUUUGGCUUAAGAUUGCAGGCUUGCCUGUCUUCAAUAUUGGAACAGUUAAACCUGGUCCAUGAACACUUGAGAAUAAGCUGAUUGCAACCAAAGUUAUACGCAUAUUUAUGUCUAGAAGAAGUUAAUGAAAUUUUCUUAACUAACAUAAUACAAAUAAGACAAAGGCCUGAGUCACCAUUCACUUUCACAGCUUCUUUUUCGAAAAAUAACAUUGGAGAAUAAAGCAGUUAUUCUCUCAUUAUAGAGAAUGGGAAUCUAUGUUAUGGUCAUGUUUUCAGACACGCUCAGAAGCGCACAAUGUAAACUGUGUUAAUUUACAAUAUAAAUCCUUCAAAUAUAAAGGACCAAUGUGUAAAAGACAUUGUGUGUCUGAGAAAUUUAAUAUAUGCAUUAUCUUAUAAUCUAUCCCCACUAACAUUCGUAGGCCUAUGAAUGAGCUACUGCAGGGGUUUUCAAACUUUUCAACCCGCGACCCCUUAAAUAACAACUCCAGUGACUCACUACCCCCACUAUGCUUGGAAGUGGUUAUAAACAUACAAGUAUUGCGCACAAUGAUGCACACACACCAAUAGGAACUAUAUAAACAUGAGCAUAUUGACAACACAAAGUCCACCAGUCUAACAACCAUAUCAUUUUCUAUAAUCAUUAUUCAUUUAAGUUUAAUAUUAACCUCACUUAAUGAGAAUGGUGGGAACAAUGUUUACAGCACAAGACUGUUCUUGGUAUAAUUUUGAGCACCGCCACUUGGAGAUCAUCCGCCAUGUUCAGUCGUGGCCUUUAUUUUGAAUGAGCGACAUAAAGGUGUCGUAGUUUAACAUUGUGCUGUAAAAUCAAUUUGCUGCAACUAACGCUAUUGCUGGGAUGUUAACCUGGCAUGAUAACACCAGGGGUCCCAAAUCCAAUGGAAAAAAAAAAUUAAAAGCCUGAUUGAUUUUUA